Mesoplodon densirostris (Blainville's beaked whale) is the source of this 951-nucleotide messenger RNA. Its product is annotated as serpin A3-1-like. NCBI's taxonomy places the organism in Eukaryota, Metazoa, Chordata, Mammalia, Artiodactyla, Ziphiidae. The record is from RefSeq and is a predicted model, not a curated record. Gene Ontology annotation, molecular function: serine-type endopeptidase inhibitor activity. Gene Ontology annotation, biological process: negative regulation of endopeptidase activity.
AUGGCUGUGCCCCAUCAGCCUUUAAUCCGUGAUGCUCCCACACUGAGAGCAAAGGGACCCCCUUUCCAGGGUGGUUCUAGGACCCUGUACGGGGCCUGUGGAACUUUCUCCAUUGGGGAAAUUCGUAACAAUUACAAGACUUGCUUCAAGUCUUGUAAGGCCUUCUCCACCGACCUCUGGGAUUCCGACCCUGCCAAGAAGCUCAUCAAUGACUAUGGGAGGAAUCAAACGCAGGGGAAAAUUGUGGAGUUGUUCAAACAUGUUUCCCAGAGCACAGUGAUGGUCCUGGUGAAUUACAUCUACUUUAAAGCCCAGUGGAAGAAGCCCUUUGAUCCCAGCCGUACUUAUAAGUCAGAGUUCCACGUGAGCGAGGACAGGACAGUGGAGGUGCCUGUGAUGACCACGGGGGGCCUGGAAAUGCCUUACUUCCGGGACGAGGAGCCCUGCCCCGCGGCGGAGCUCAAGUACACCAGCGAAGACAGCGGGCCCUUCAUCCUCCCUGACGAGGGCAAAAUGCAGGACGUGGAGGCCAAGCUGCUCCCAGAGACGCUGAGGAGGUGGAGAGACUCCCUGCAGCCCAGAUGGGUAGAUGAACUCUACCUGCCAAAAUUUUCCAUCUCCAGUGACUAUGAGCUGAGAGACUUACUCUUCCGGCUUGGCCUUAGGAAAGUCUUCACAGGUCAACAGGCUGACCUGUCAGGAGUCACAGGGACCAGCAAUCUGGUGGUUUCCGAGGUGAGCUCUGGUGUCCCCCCGGUGGUCCACAGCGCUGUGCUUGACGUGGACGAGGAGGGCAUGGAAGGAGCUGCCGCCACGGGAAGCAACUUGAUCUACAAGACUGGAGGAGUGAUCACUAUGCAUUUCAACAGGCCCUUUAUGUUUCCCACACUCAGUAAAGACACCCAGAGCAUCAUCUUUUUGUGCAAAGUCACCAACCCCAGUCAAGCCUAG